Molecule: messenger RNA, 1080 nt
Organism: Drosophila sechellia
Lineage: Eukaryota; Metazoa; Arthropoda; Insecta; Diptera; Drosophilidae
Exons: 4
Coding region: 568-1080 (170 amino acids)
Source: RefSeq, a predicted model, not a curated record
UUAUAAAAAAAAACAGAAAAAAAAGUACAAUAUUUGAAAGUGGGCGUGGAACUUACUUAUAAUUGUUAUUUACAUUAUAAAAACUUGUUCCUACCAAAAAAUAUAUAAAUAUGGGAAAUUAUGGGAAUGGUUAUUAUUUUUUGCGAGCUGUAUUCAUAAUAACAAACACGAAUUAAUGUUCAGCAUGUUAAAUGCCAUUUGCACAAUAUUUUCGUUGCAUAAUUAAAAAAUUACCAUUAAAACACAUUGAACACUUUCAUGACAGUUCUUUUCUCGAUAAGAAUCGAUUUUGAAUAGUAUCUCUUUAAAUUCAUGGUUUUUAAUUGCUCUAAUUUGGAAUGGUUUUAUUCGAUUCAUCAAUAUUUUAACCAUGUUCAAGCUCUAUUGUAUCUAUUUUAUAAUUUAUCUAUUUAAAAAAGUGCGGAGAAAACAAAGACAGAAGAGGCGAAUAACAUAAGUGAAUAGUUAAGUUUAUACCUUAAAAAGGAUAUAAAAAAGCAAAUGAAAAGUAUCAUUAUUUUAAAAAGAAUUGAACGCCUUUUUACUGUGUAUAACUAAAAGGAUAUAAUGGCAAUCAAGCUGAAAUUGUGCGUUGCUUUUCAGUUGAUUUGUAUAUAUUAUCUCACAGAGGUUUAUUCCCUGGUGGAAUUUUCAAACGUACAGUGCGAGUAUCUUGAUAAAGACUUUGCCCUAUUUGAAUAUUGCUAUCUGAAAUCUGUGAACCGAUCUUAUAAAUAUGUUUCCCUCAAAGUUAAACUACUAAAGCUACCCAUAACCAAAACUAAGGUGCAAUUUGGUCUCUAUAAACGCUUGCAUGGCUAUAAGCCUUUUCUCUACAAUAUGACUCUUGACGCGUGCAGAUUUCUAAAAUCCGGAAAUCCAAAUCCGAUUGCUUUGUAUUUUUACAAUCUCUUCAAAGAUUUUUCCAACAUAAACCACACCUGUCCCUAUAACCAUGAUAUUGUGCUGGAUAAGAUGUCGUAUCAUAGUAUAAAUUAUAAGCUCACCAAAAUUCUACCCUUUCCGGAGGGAAAUUAUAAGCUUGAAGUGCAUUGGAUAGCGACAUUGAUCGAGCUAUAA